AUGGAAACUAGGUCUGCCGAACAAACCCCUACCGUUGAUGGUAACGUCCCUGGCGCAGAGGCUGAAAGCACCGAGUUCAACGGUGCCAUUGGUAUCGAUCUCGGCACCACGUACUCUUGCGUCGGUGUAUGGCAGAACGACCGGGUGGAGAUCAUCGCCAAUGACCAGGGUAACCGUACCACACCAUCCUACGUUGCCUUUACCCCCGAGGAGCGUCUGAUAGGUGAUGCCGCCAAGAACCAGGCUGCCAUGAACCCUCGUAUGACCGUCUUUGACGCCAAGCGUCUCAUCGGUCGUCGCUUUGAUGACAGCGAUGUCAAGAAAGACAUGGUCCACUGGCCCUUCACCGUCAUCGAAAAGGAUGGUAACCCAUUCAUCCAAGUUGACUACCUCGGAGAGACCAAAACUUUUUCUCCCCAAGAGAUCUCUGCCAUGGUUCUCGCCAAGCUCAAGGAGACUGCCGAGACCAAGCUGGGCAAGGAGGUCAAGAAGGCCGUCAUCACUGUGCCCGCUUACUUCAACGACUCCCAGCGGCUGUCAACCAAGGAUGCCGGUGCUAUUGCUGGUCUGGACGUGCUCCGUAUCAUCAACGAGCCUACCGCUGCCGCCAUCGCCUAUGGUCUUGGCGAAGCCAGUGACAAAAAGGAAAAGAAGGAACGAACUGUCCUGAUUUUCGACCUGGGAGGUGGUACUUUCGAUGUUUCCCUCCUUUCGAUUGCUGGCGGUGUUUUCACCGUCAAGGCUACCGCUGGAGACACCCACUUGGGAGGCGAAGAUUUCGACAAUGCCCUCCUUGAACACUUCAAGAACGAGUUCAAGCGAAAAACCAAGUUGGACAUCGAUGGUGAUGCCCGUGCUCUUCGUCGUCUCCGCUCUGCAUGUGAGCGAGCCAAGCGAACACUCUCCUCCGUUACCCAAACCACCGUCGAGGUCGACUCUCUCUUCCAAGGUACCGACUUUUCCUCUGCCAUCUCUCGAGCCCGAUUCGAAGAGAUCAACGCCACAACAUUCCGAUCCACCCUCGACCCCGUCGACAAGGUCCUCAAAGACGCCAAGAUUGACAAGUCGAAGGUUGAGGAUAUCGUCCUUGUCGGUGGAUCGACACGGAUUCCCAAGAUCCAAUCCUUGGUAUCCGACUUCUUCGGUGGCCGCCAAUUGAACAAGAGCAUCAACCCCGACGAGGCUGUUGCUUACGGUGCUGCCGUCCAAGCUGCCGUUCUUACCGGUCAGACCAGUGAGAAGACAGCCGACCUUCUGUUGCUCGAUGUCGCCCCUCUGUCUCUUGGUGUUGCCAUGCAGGGCGACGUGUUCGGUGUUGUCGUUCCCCGAAACACACCCAUCCCCACCAACAAAUCUCGAACUUUCACCACCGUCGAGGACAACCAAUCUACAGUCACCUUCCCUGUUUACGAAGGCGAACGUGUCACUUGCAAGGAGAACAGGUUGCUUGGAGAAUUCGAGCUCUCUGGAAUCACCCCUCAGCCGAGAGGACAAGCUGAGCUUGUAUGUACCUUUGAGGUUGACGCCAACGGUUUGCUGAAGGUCUCAGCCCUUGAUCGAACUUCCGGCCGAAGAGCCAACAUCACGAUCACCAACUCGGUCGGACGUCUAUCAUCCGCUGAGAUUGAUCAAAUGAUCAAGGACGCCGAGUCGUUCAAGCAGGCCGACAAGGAGUUCUCUGCCAAGCACGAGGCCAAGCAGGAGCUUGAGUCUUACAUCUCGCAGGUCGAAGCGACCAUCACUUCGCCUGAGAAGUAG
Puccinia triticina is the source of this 1758-nucleotide messenger RNA. RefSeq lists its product as uncharacterized. NCBI's taxonomy places the organism in Eukaryota, Fungi, Basidiomycota, Pucciniomycetes, Pucciniales, Pucciniaceae. The record is from RefSeq and is a predicted model, not a curated record. Bases 1 to 1758 code for a protein of 585 amino acids. The transcript is spliced from 6 exons. Gene Ontology annotation, cellular component: nucleus; cytoplasm; plasma membrane. Gene Ontology annotation, biological process: cellular response to unfolded protein; protein refolding; vesicle-mediated transport. Gene Ontology annotation, molecular function: misfolded protein binding; ATP binding; heat shock protein binding.